Alternaria rosae is the source of this 2121-nucleotide messenger RNA. Its product is annotated as glycosyl hydrolase catalytic core-domain-containing protein. The coding region runs from base 385 to 1842 and encodes 485 amino acids. Gene Ontology annotation, cellular component: fungal-type cell wall. The record is from RefSeq and is a predicted model, not a curated record. NCBI's taxonomy places the organism in Eukaryota, Fungi, Ascomycota, Dothideomycetes, Pleosporales, Pleosporaceae. The transcript has a single exon. Gene Ontology annotation, biological process: fungal-type cell wall polysaccharide metabolic process.
GGCCAAGCAGGUUAUUUCCACCUGAACCCCUGGCUUACCCGCUUGCGCAGAGUCUGAAGGUGUGAAAGGUUCUAGCCAGGUGCAUGCGAAAGGAUCGAGCGCCCGGAUUCCCCGCGAAAAAUAUAUCAAGUUGAAAAUCACCCGCCCUCCCCGAUGUUUUUUGUCACAUCCUGAUCCUCAGACUCACACCAAACACGGUCGUUGCCUGCCACUCCUUUGAGCAUUUCUGCUCGGUACAUUCUCUUGUCGCCUCUGACUACCACGUUCAUUGUUCGACUGUCAACGAUUUCGCGCUCAGGUUAGCCGCAUCUGCUUUUACUCCUCGAUACCCUACAAGCAAGCGCAACGCACAUCCUUAACCUGCAAUCUACAACGAACAUCAACAUGUCUGCCUCUGUCAAGUUUACCGGCCUUUUGGCCCUCGCUUCCGCUGUUGCGGCUGUUCCCCACUACCAGCACGAGAAGUUCCACCACAGGGCUGCCUACCCAGUCAACGGAUGGGGUAACUCCAACACCACUGCCAUGGCUCAGGCUACCGGUACCGGUGCCUACCCCGGCGAACAGACUACCACCAUCGACACCACUUCGACCUCCACCACCACUCAGUACUCGACCGUCUACCUCCAGCCUUCCGGUCUUGCGGGAGGCAACAAGCAGGUCGAGGCCGCUGAUGCCUCCACUGGUGUCUGUGGCGCAACCGUCACUGUGACUGCUUCCGAGAAGGUCACUGUCACCGUCACUCCCGGAGGCGGUGCUGCUGCCCCCACCUCAUCUGCCGCUGGCAAUGGAUACGGAGCCCCUUCUUCAGUCAUGGCCGUCGCCGAGUCAAGCUCCACGGUCGCUGAGUACCCUGCCGUUACUCCUGUCGAGAAGCCCACUUCCUCCGCUGUCAAGAGCACCGUCGAGACUCCCGUAGCUGAGGCCACCACAUCUCCUGCUGCCGAGUACCCCGCCGCUCCUCCUGCUGCUUCGUCCACCAAGUCUGCUGCUGAGUACCCUGCCGUUCCUGAGGCCCCCACCUCCAAGACCCCCGAGAUCACCGCUUCCGCUCCCCAGAAGCCCGUCGAGUCAGCCAGCUCCGUCGCUUCUUCCGCUGCUCCUUCCCCCACUGCUGGCAACAGCUACAGUGGCGUCAAGCGUGGUCUCGCCUACAACGAGGCUCACCUCUGCACCACCUUCGGCAGCAAGUUUGGCUUCGGUUACAACUGGGGACAGGUUGAGAGCAACGACAUUGGCACCUCUUUCGUUCCCAUGAUGCACGGUCCCAGCAAGUCCACCGCCGACGAGUGGCUCGCCAACGUCGACACGGCCGUCAAGAAGGGUACCACCGCCGUCAUGGGAUUCAACGAGUGCGACCACUCCGACCAGUGCAACCUGAGCCCCGAAGCCGCCUGCUCCGCCUGGAAGCAAUACAUGAACCCCGUCAAGCAAGCCCACCCCGAAGUCACCAUUGUCGGACCCUCCGUUACUAACGGCCCUGCGCCCAUGGGUCUCGACUGGCUCAGCCGCUUCAACGACUGCUGCCCCGACGCCAUCGUCGACGCAACCAACAUCCACUUCUACGACAUCUACGAUGAGCAGACCAUCGACCGCUUCCAAGCGCAGGUCGAGAAGGCCGCUUCCAUGGGUGGCAAGAAGGUCUGGAUCACCGAGUUCGGUCUCAACCCCGGCAGCGCCUCCGAGGAGCAAGCCGCCAGCUUCCUCAAGGACGCCAUGGCCUACCUCGACGGCUCUGACAAGGUCCAGGGCUACUCCUGGUUCAUGGUCGGUGACGGUGAGAACCAGCUUAACUCUGGCAGCGGCCUCUCGGCUGUUGGCAAGGUUUACGCUGGUGCCGCUUAAGCACCUACUUCUCUCUGUCUCUUUUUAGACGGAUGGUUUAGGCGUUUUUGUGUGGUAAAAGACUUCUCUGUUUGUUGUGUAUAUUUUUGGGUAUAUCCUUGGGACAGGCUUUGUUCUCUGGGGACAUCAUGGCAUAGAACGAACGUACAAGCACUCUGAUGCAAAACGAUCGCUUCAGCAUAUUGCUUUUUUGUUUAACUUCUAGUUACAGUUGUGUUUGAGGGGGUGUGGUGGAUUGGUGUAGCGAUGUAUAUGACGAAUAGAAGACUGUUGAUAUCA